Molecule: messenger RNA, 1701 nt
Organism: Dermacentor albipictus
Lineage: Eukaryota; Metazoa; Arthropoda; Arachnida; Ixodida; Ixodidae
Source: RefSeq, a predicted model, not a curated record
AAGAAGCCGCAGGCUCCACUACAAGCCAGGCCGCCAUCCCGUGAGUUCGGUACUCAGUGUAGCUGUGCAUACAUCGCCAUGCCGGACGCCAAGCGGGGACCCGUGCACCGUUUUCGCGAUCACGCGGUCGCAGGCGUCAACUGGCGACCGACGCGGUUUGUCGACGACGUGCCCAACGUGCGCGUGUGCGGCCUCUGCCGCAUGAUUCCGUUGCGGACGCUGGUACUGCCUUGCUCGCACGUCCUUUGCCAGCCCUGCUACGCAGACAACUCCCAGGGAGGCGUUACGUCGUGUCCCUUGGAUCGAGAGCCGUUCGGGGAAACGCAGUGCGCCUUUGUCGAGCUGUGCGCGCGGGAAGCGAACAAGUGGAAGGUUCAUUGCUGGAACGAAUCGCACGGCUGCAAGUUUGUCGGCACCGCGGAUGAACUGCUGCGUCAUUACGAGACCGAAUGCGCCUUCCACACGGUGGAAUGCCUGCGUUGCGGCGAGGGCGUCCUACACCGCGACCUGUCGGCGCACUUCGCGGCCGGAUGCGCCGUCUCCGACUCUUCCGCGGCCACGCAGCAGCCGCCCUUGAGAGCUGCGGGCGUGACGCUUCGGGACCUGGGCCACGCGCUGGAGGACAUAAAGGGGCUCUCCAAGGACGUGCGGCCCGACGAGCUGCUCUCCGGACUUCAGAGCCUGAUCGCCAACCUCGCGGAGACCGCCCGGAACCGGAGGGCCAGGUUCGCGGACAUCUCUCGGGCGCUCGGAACGUCCGAGCAGGACCUGAGGGACGAGCUCACCCAGAUCGCCACCGCCGCCGACACGCCCCGGCCCGAGAGUCGGCAGAAUUCGGCGCGCGCAUCCAGCACGUCGCCGUUCUCCUUGGGCUCGGAGAACGGGCUCAUACUCCGCAAGUUGGAGCACUUCGCCCACAAGGCGCUCAACGCCCUGGAGUACUUGCGGCAGAACGUCGCCCGGCACGGUCAAAGCCCGGUGACCGCGUCUUGCGAGCCUCUCGUCGUCUGUUCGGACACCUUUCGGCGUUUCGCCAGUUCGCUGUCCGUGGAACAGGGACUGGCCGAAGUACUCCGGAGCGUGUGCUACGUGCUGACACUCGAAAACGCGAACGAGAUCCUCCUCUGCCGGGAGGACGACGGACGGUUCGCCGAGGUCACCUUGUGGCACACGAGGGACACGUAUCUGACGAUAGCCGUCUCCAAGCGCACCCACGGCGAAACUUGUGACCUCGUUGUGGACGUCGCGUUUGACGGGCUGCUGGCGGGCUCUCGGUGCGUUCUGCAGGACUGGCGCGUGAAGGUGCGACAUCCGGUCAAUGACUGCUCCUUAGGCGGUCCCAACGACGCUCAAUGCGCAUGCGCGCGCGAUCUCGACUCGAUGAAACACUUCCACCGCGAGUUCAACAUAGGCUUGGAUUUUUUGAGAAACGGUGGUUUUCUGAUGGACGGCAAGGUGAUAUUCGAGAUCCACCUAGAGUUAUUGCACGAGACCGUGGUCUGAAGUACUUCACGAUUGUCAGCGCUGUCCGUGCUUCGCGGCGCCAUGUUCUCUUUCCUGCUUCGCGUGCCUGUGCGAUUACUCUUGUCAAGUUCUUUUGCCCCCUUUCUGGCGAUGAAAUAACCGUGUAAUUUGGCGUCAGUUCCAGUUCAUUGUUAAUGCCCGAUUUCAAAGUAUUAUAAACUUGUUUUAGUCUGUGUC